This is a messenger RNA of Biomphalaria glabrata, 8008 nucleotides long. Its product is annotated as E3 ubiquitin-protein ligase SHPRH-like. Gene Ontology annotation, cellular component: nucleus. Gene Ontology annotation, molecular function: ATP binding; ubiquitin protein ligase activity; metal ion binding. The record is from RefSeq and is a predicted model, not a curated record. The transcript has 31 exons. NCBI's taxonomy places the organism in Eukaryota, Metazoa, Mollusca, Gastropoda, Planorbidae. Bases 151 to 5355 code for a protein of 1734 amino acids. Gene Ontology annotation, biological process: DNA damage response; protein polyubiquitination.
AUCAUGUAAUGAAAGUGUAUACCAGUAGUAUACAUUCUAACAUUAGUUACAUUUCAUUAGAAUUAUAUCUAGAUCUAGAUAGAUGAUUAGAGUCUAGAUCUAUCUAUCUUCUAGUUGUUUGACUAGAUUUAGACUUUAAGUAUAAUUAAAAUGGGUAAAAGAAAACAAAAUGCACCCAAAUUUGCAGAUAAGGUUAAGCGGCAACAGCUGCAGUGGAACAUGACUGAUCAGAUGACCAGCUCCAAUUCUUUUAUAUGUGAUGAUGACAGUUUAUUACAAGAAAAUGUUAGUGGUCAUUCCGUAUCAGGGGCCUGUUUGGCUACCCAGCAAGAUGACAGCAAUAAUGUGACCAAUGGCACAUCACUGCAUGCUCUUUGUGUUGAAACAUUUUAUCAGAACUUAGCCAGCUGCCACUCCACACUUCCUAUUCAACAAUAUGAUCCUUGUGAAACAGACACAAAUCCAAAACAGUUAAAAUUUGGCCAGUUUAGAGUACAGCUUCUCUCCCGUCCUAAUCUUGCCCCACUCCCAGACAGUCUUCCAGAAUUCACUAUAUGCUGGCUGUACAUUGGCAGUCAGGACAACAGCAUGCUGUAUUUUGAGGCAGAGGAAACUAACGAGCCUGCUGUGCAGCAAAAAAAGUCCAAGUCUAGGCAGUCAAAGUUUGGCGUGUUUUGGUUUGUUUCGUUAAGUGUUCCUGUUGAUGUCUUAACUAACCUGAAACACAAGGCCUUUGUGCUUAAAUGCAGCAAGUUUGACUCAACUCUCAAGGAGUUCAAUGUUGACAUAUUUGGGACUGACAGCAUCAUUAUCAAAUUAUCACACCCUAGUGAAUCAUUUAGGCUGAAAACACCACAGUUGGCAGUGCAAAAGCUAAUGAGUCAUUUUUUUAACAUUUCGUCACCUUUCAGUUAUGAAGGUAUUGAAAGAAGCACAGGACAUGACUUUUUCAAGCUGUAUGAGAGUGUCAUGCAUUUACACAAAGAGAAAUUGUCCAAUGACCCCAGCUGGUUGGAAGAGGUCAGCAGAGUCCACCAUGACUGUCUUAAGCCUACGCUCAGGUACUACCAGAAGCAAAGUGUGGCUUGGAUGUUGAGACAGGAACAGAGGAGUCAGCAAAAUGUGCAAGAUACAAAUGAUUUACAUCCCUUGUAUUGUGAAGUGACUUUAGAUGGCAGCACUAAAUUGUACUACAAUAAAUAUGGUGGAAGCUUGAUUAAAGAUCGGCCCAAAGCCAUAUCGUCACUCCCUGGAGGUAUUUUGGCAGAUGAGAUGGGCUUAGGUAAAACAGUUGAAGUCCUGUGUUGCAUGCUGCUAAACUCUAAGCCCAAUGUGUCAUUGCCAGACCCUCUCCCUGUCAUUGAGGACUCUCCCAGCAGCAGUGAUGAGAACACACGCUCACCCUCUCACAUCUCAUUAUCUGAGACUGUGAUCUCUGACGCUGCUGCUGAAAACUCUGGUGACUCCCAGCAGACCAUUAUCACAUGUCAGAACUCUGUGGACAGUGCUUGUGUAGCACAUGAGCCUGUGCUAAGCAAGCCUAGCUCACAUAUAGGUGACAAUGGAGAAUCAAAACUGUCUUCCAACAUUAUCCAGACACUAGAUAUACAUGAGUCUCAAGUGUUUACAGUUAAAGACGAAACUUUAUUUCUAAAUAGUAAAGAGACGGUUGAUUUGACUGUUAAUACUGACAAUGAGACUCAGUCAGGGAACUUGCUGGAAUCUUAUUCCAGUGAAGAUUGUGUAGAUGAGCCUUCAAAGGAAGAGGUAGUACAUGAACAAUCCACUGUACAAACAGACAAAUUCAUCAACUGUAACCUUUUUGUUGGAUCAUCAGAAACACAAAACUAUAACAUUAAGAUUAAUGUCAGCAGUGAGCUGUUACCAGGUGGGGCUACUGAAGAAAAUGGAAACAAAUCCAGAGUGAUAUCAUUGAAAAGCUUUAAUCCAGCUCUGGUGAAUAAUGUGAAUGCAAAUGAGUCCACCAAUCAAGUUUCACUUCUAAGAUUAGCCUUGACCUCUCAGGCCCCUACGGCUGGAAAUGACACCCUCAUUCAGCAGAAAGAGAAGAAGAAGAGGAAGGGAUAUGUAGAGUAUGUCCCAGUCACAGAUGAGGAUCUCAGUUUCUUCUCUACAAAGCCCAUGGCUCAGAAACAGUUUUUUGAAUGUAAUUGUGGUCAGCUGGACAAUGAAGAGGAGACAAGGAAAAAGGGACUACAUGCGGUGAAGUGUAAUUUGUGUGGCAUGUCCCAGCAUGCUGAGUGUAUGAACUAUGAUCUCCACGACCCAUACAGAGGAGAGUAUCUGUGUCCACACUGUCAUGCACUUCAUACCACCAUAGAAUCUGGAGCCACAUUGAUUGUCUCCCCUUACUCUAUAUGUCACCAGUGGAUUGAAGAAAUUCAUAAACAUAUUAAAGAGAAAACAAUCCGAGUAUUUAUCUACACUGGUGUGUCCAAACUGGGCUAUAUACAACCACAGACAUUGGCUCAACAAGAUAUUGUGAUAACAACAUAUGAUGUACUUAGGAAAGAAUUAGAUUAUGUCAACCUGCCACACACAAACAGUGAGACAGGUAGAAGAUUUAGACACCCGAAACGUUUUUUAGCGACACCGUCACCAUUAGUAGCUGUUGAAUGGUGGAGAAUCUGUUUGGAUGAAGCUCAAAUGGUAGAAUGUGUGACUACAAAGACAGCUGAGAUGGCCCUGAAGCUGAAGGCUGUUAAUAGAUGGUGUGUAACAGGGACACCCUUGAUGCGAAGUGUUGAAGAUAUUUAUGGGCUGUUGCUUUUUUUGGGAGUUGACCCACUGAUGGUGCAUCAGUGGUUCCGCUUGCUUCUGUGGGAACCCUUCUGUCAUGGAUUCCAGCAUCCAAUGCAUGAAGCCUUACAGAAGAUAUUGUGGAGAACGGCAAAGAAAGAUGUCAUUGAUCAGAUUGACCUCCCCAUGCAAACUGAAGAAAUCAACUGGUUGACAUUUUCACCAGUGGAGGAACAUUUCUAUAGGAGACAGUACGAAAUAUAUUUACGUAAUGCAUACACAUACAGGAGCAGAGCUCAGCGUAUACAAGAUCAUAGCAUCAAACUUCAUUCACUGGAUAGAAAGACAAUCAAUGAGCUGUUAAAUCCACUGUUCAGACUAAGACAAGCUUGUUGUCAUCCUCAAAUUGUCAGAGGCGAAUUCCUGCCACUCAACAAAGCGAUGAUGACCAUGGAUGAACUGUUGGAACACAUGACCAAAAAAGUGAAAACUGAGUGUGAAGAGGCUCACCGUCAAAUUGUAGGCUCAAUAAAUGGGUUGGCAGGUCUGGCCAUUCUCAAGGGAAAGUUGGAUGUUGCUGUUAGCAAGUACAGGGAUGUCCUCCGGUCAGUGGAGGAACAUAAAGACCAGUUCCGGACAGAUGACCUGCAGCAGCUCCAUGCUAUGCACAACUUAGCUGAGGUACUGGACAAAAAACCAGAAGGUGUGUCCCCGACACUACGAGAUGACACUCUGCGAAUACAAUGUACAGCCUUGAUAGAGAAGUACAUGUCUAAAACUAAGGUCAAUGUUACAAGUAGCAAGGAGGCCUUGGAUAAUGUACAGCUUUCACUCCAUGACAUCAAAACAAAGCUGCAAGCUCUUGAUGGUGACUGGUGGGCAGAUAUUGUAGACAUGACCACACAGAGGGGCAUAGAAACGGAGCUGAUUUGCAAGGUGAAGGAUGACCUCCUGAGGACAUCAACCAGUGAGGGGACUAUAGUGGACUCAUUCUUCACUGCCAAAGGUUUAAUGUAUGUUAUAGACUCACAUCUUCAGUCUCUGACUAAGGCCCACAAAGGUUUGACCAGUGCGCUAGAGCAACUGGCCAAAGAUUCUUCCCAAGAGUUGGUACAACAGGCAGCAGCUUGCUGUCUGCGACCAGUGAAUGAAGCAUCAAAAACAUGUCCAUUUUGUGUGGUAGAUGAACUGUUUAAUGAAUAUGAAUCUAAAUUGUAUCUCUUUGUUGAAAGGGGUGUGACAGUUUCUGGAGAUGACAAUGCUAUGGCCUACUUGGUCAGUACCAAGAGGCAAGGUACAUGGGCUGACAGUGAGGGGGAGAGGGCGCUUAAGAGCAUUCAUUCAUUUUACAGACUGCAUUUCGAGACAGACAUUGACAUUCAAGAAGCAGCUAAUUUACAGUUUAAACACUUAGAUACUCUAAAAAAGGAAUUUAAGUGCUUGCGUUCUCUCUGGAUGAGCCACAGAGAAAUGAUCUCCGCCACAGAUGAGUGUGAUAUGGCCAUUGAGAGACUGAGACUCAGGAGCAACAAUGAGCCAGAGACAGUCACCAAGAUUCAAAACGUUAUAGAGGAGAAAGAUAUCUUUACUCAUGAACUGAAAUUGUCGUCUGAUGAAAUAGUUGCUCGUGAGGAGCUUAAGAAGAAACAAGGCCAAUUAAUUUAUCUCAUGAAUUUGGCUAAAAAGAAUCAGAAUGGGGAAGAGAGCAAUCCAGACACUUGUCCUGUCUGUCAGUUUGGAUUGGGCUUUGAGUGGAGUGUGCUGCUUUGUGGCCACUGUUUCUGUCUUCGCUGUAUCAGAACUCUAAUUGACCGUAAUCUCAUUGGUGGGCAUUUGAUGGAUCGCAGGCUCAAGUGUCCACUCUGCCGUCACUUGACACCAGUGAGGGACAUUUCCUAUGUCACAACCAGAAAAACAGAGAAAGUUAAUGUUAAGGGAAGUCACUCCACCAAAGUUCAAGCUGUUCUGGAGUGCCUUAUCAAGAUCAGAGAACAAGAUCCAACAGCCAAAUCUUUAGUCUUUUCAGUGUGGGUCAGUGUGCUGGACAUCCUGGCUGCAGCUCUGGCAGAAAAUAAAAUCUUGUACAAAAGUUUACAUGACCUGAAUUAUUUCCAGAGAAAUCUUUCUGCCUUCAAGACUGAAGAGUCCAUCCAAGUUCUGCUUCUCCCCCUUCACUCUGGUGCUAAUGGACUUAACCUUGUAGAAGCCAAUCAUGUACUUUUAGUUGAGCCAGAGCUCAACCUGGAGGAGGAGGCCCAAGCUAUAUCUAGAAUCUACAGGAUUGGUCAAACUAGGCAAACCAAGAUACACAGGUUUCUGGUGAGGGGGACAAUAGAAGAGAAAAUUUUCCACAUGGUCAAAUCAUUAAGAGAGUCCAGCUCUGAGCCAGGCAGGGAGGACAUAGAACUGACUGUGGGACACAUUACCUCACUCCUGCAGCAGCCAGGGCCAGAGGAUGAGGAUGACAUUGAGAUUGAGGCUGGUAGUAGUUAUAUGAACAAUCUUGCUGAGGGGCUAGUUCCAGAACUUAGCGGUAGUACAGAAGACAGUAGCAGUGACCACAAUAUAGCAGCAGGCUCUAGUAGCUCAACAUAGUGUACACUAAAGUACCUGAGUGCACUAAACUAAACCAUGUCAUCAUUCUCUAUUUAUAAAAGAUUCGAAUGAACUUUAUUUAAAGUUGUUGUUUUUUUCAAAUGUUGAAUUUUCUUUUUAUCCUGAAUGUUUUAAAUGUAUGUGCAAUAUGCAUUCAUGAAUAUGUCUUGUAAAUGAUACAUUGUAACAAAAUAUACUCACUUAUACAGUACACAUGUGACUAUGAUUGAUUCAUGCUGUAAGAUUUAUGUUGAACAUCUUGAGCUUUUCUUUUAGAAGUAGUCUUUGUGAAGACCAUUUUGUUUUCCACUGGUUCUUACAUUGUAACUUUGUGAUGAAACAAUGAUCACUUGCUAUGUUGAAGUGUAGGUCCAGCACAUAGUUUUGAGGCAUUGGUCAUUUGCUAUAUUGAAGAGUAGGUCCAGCACAUAGCCUUCAAGUCACUUGCUAUGUUGAAGAGUAGGUCCAGCACAUUGCCGUCAGGCAAUGGUCACUUGCUAUGUUGAAGUGUAGGUCCAGCACAUAGUUUUGAGGCAUUGGUCACUUGCUAUAUUGAAGAGUAGGUCCAGCACAUAGCCUUCAAGUCACUUGCUAUAUUGAAGAGUAGGUCCAGCACAUAGCCUUCAAGUCACUUGCUAUGUUGAAGAGUAGGUCCAGCGCAUUGCCUUCAGGCAAUGGUCACUUGCUAUGUUGAAGUGUAGGUCCAGCACAUAGCCUUCAGGCAAUGGUCACUUGCUAUGUUGAAGUGUAGGUCCAGCACAUAGCCUUCAGGCAAUGGUCACUUGCUAUGUUGGAGUGUAGGUCCAGCACAUAGCCUUCAGGCAAUGGUCACUUGCUAUGUUGAAGUGUAGGUCCAGCACAUAGCCUUCAGGCAAUGGUCACUUGCUAUGUUGAAGUGUAGGUCCAGCACAUUGCCUUGAGGCAAUGACUACUUGCUUUUUUAAUAAGUUCAAUUUUUUAAAAUAAGUUCAGGGCGGCUAUAUAUGCAUUAAGGUGAUCUCCCAGUGGGCUGGUUGAUACCUAAUAUAAUACUAUACACCCAAUGGCUGGUGAGGUCAACAUCGUAUGGACAAUUUUGAGUUACAAAUUUAAAAUUCUCUUAUUUAAAAAAAUUGUAUUGUCAUUGGCUCAUGCCUUACCUUUAUAAGAGAUCUGUUAUAAUUUUGAAAGUGUAAUAUUACCUUAACAUAUUCCCUGUAAUAAUGGAAUAACUCAAGCCUAAAUACUUUGCUUUUGUUGAGUUUUAAUCUCUUGAAUGUACUAUGCAAUUAACAAACAACUGUAUAUGGCCAGGAUUGUAUAGUAAUGCCAGGGUCGAUUUUAUGUAUUGGUCAUUUUGUUUGUAAAAAGUAGCUUGUGAAAUAGUCUGCUUGCCCUCCUCUGACUGUAGACCAUUCUUUCUGCUCAACUUUUUUCAUUCUAUUCCUGUGGAGUCACAAAGAUGUACAUUUUUUUUUUGAGUGCACUUUCUUUUCAAUUUACUUCAGUUUAUGAGUUGCUGGUUGAGUCUAUUAUAUUUUGUUGGCUCUUGAUCAAUUGUGUAUGUAUAUAUUACAUGUCUGUUACAUGUACAUGUCGACUUCAAUUGUAUAUAGUGGGAUCUUGCUACAUUCAUUAACAAUGAAAGAAAGUCAUGUUCUUAUUUGUGGUCCGUUGAGCAGAUGCUGUACAUAUGAACAAAGUGUGGGCUGCUCCAAGAACAAACUGUUGUGUCUUCUUUCCUUCAUUCAUGUUUGGACACUACAAGAACUGAGUGGGGAAACAAAACACAAAGUCAUCUUUUCAUUACAAACACAAGAGCUUCAGUUUGGUCUAAUUACAACACUAAACCUUUUUAACUCAGGGGACACAACUUGAAUGGUUAGUUGAUAAGUAAUGUAGAAACAGCUUCAAUCCUUUUUGUAUUUCAUUGGACUUGUUGCUGCUAGAAUAGUUCACUCUUUAUUUGAAAUGUUGGAGAGGAAAUUCUUUCUUUUUUUAAUACAUAAGUGAGUUGGAGGAUGGCAAGGGAGGGAACAAAAUGAUAAGAAACUUUGUACACUUUUUUUUUUUAUGAGCAUUCAAAAUAUUAUUUUUUUUGUCAGAAUGUUUACCUAUUCAUCACCCUCUGUUUAUUAUGGUCCUUGCAAAGUAGACAACUGGCUCACCAACAAUCAAUUCAUGAGAAUUUAGUUUAACCCACAAAUGGUGGUUCACCAUAACUUAGCUAAUGAAACAGUUCACACAACAUAUGGCUCACUUGCACAUAGAUCACCCACAGUCUUUCUACCAAUUAGCAGUUUCUUUACCAACUAUUGUCAGGUGAACCAUUCGUCUAUGAAUGAAUUGUCUGUGAAUUGUUUGUGGUGGAACCCUAUUUCCGCAAGUGGGCAUUAAAUACAUCUCCAUAUCCAGCCUCCUUCCAGUUACUUCCCUUUGAAUGACCAUAUUGAUUGGUUGUCUGCUUACACUUGUCUUUAUCUGACUUGCACUAGAGCUACAUUCUUGAUACUUCUAUUUAUAGAUUUCAUUUUUUGUAAACAUUUACUUAUACAAGUGUGAAUAAUAUUUUUAUCAGGAUAUAAUUUCAGGUCUCAAAAUGUUUUUUGACUUCAUCAAAGGCAGCUAUAAAUGGGAAGAUAGAUUUCGGUAAUAAAUAUUGAGAUAUGAUUGA